AACCGCCGCCUCAAGAAAAGCAUCAUUUUGAUCAUCGUCGUAAUUUCGAUCUCUCCGUGUAGUUCGAAGUAAUCAGCCUUCUGCACUUCCAACGGUGAAAGCAGUGAUACAUGGAUCCGAAGCUAACAGAGGUCUCUCAGCACUUUGAGCGCUUUAAAGCUGCGUUUGUGAGGAAUGACUUUGACACCUGCAGUAAUCUCCUCUCCCAGUUGAAGGUGUCACUAACAGAGUUCAGAAGCCUUCCACCUUUGUUUGAAGAAACACCUAAUGCCGGCCAUGAAUUAACAAUAGCAAGGGAUAUAUAUGAGCAUGCUGUUGUCCUUAGUGUGAAAAUGGAGGAUCAAGAUGCCUUUGAGAGGGAUUUCUUCCAGUUAAAACCAUACUAUACAGAUGCACGCAACCGUAUUCCUCCAUCCCCCCAGGAGCACCCCAUAUUAGGUCUCAACUUGUUGAGACUACUAGUGCAGAAUAGGAUUGCUGAAUUUCAUACAGAGUUGGAAUUGCUUUCAUCCACUGCUCUUGAAAAUCCUUGCAUUAAGCAUGCUGUGGAGUUGGAGCAAUCCUUUAUGGAAGGUGCUUACAAUCGGGUCCUGAGUGCCCGACAGACAGUGCCACAUGACACAUAUGUUUACUUCAUGGAUCUUUUGGCUAAGACAGUCAGAGAUGAAAUAGCAGGAUGCAGUGAGAAGGCGUAUGACUAUCUUUCGAUAAAUAAUGCUCGCCAAAUGUUGUUAUUUUCAUCUGACCAAGAACUCUUUGAAUAUAUGAAAGAGGAGCAUCCUGAGUGGGAGGUCCUUAACGGCGCUGUGCAUUUCCAUAAAGCCAAAGAAUCAGCGCCUUGCAAAGAAAUACCAUCACUGCAACUCAUCAACCAGACACUCAGUUAUGCUAGGGAGUUGGAGAGGAUUGUGUGAAGAGAAAUGCAAUGGCUAUUCAUUCUCCAAAGUUUCCAGAUCUGGAAUCUCUUUGUUGAUACUCAUUUUAAAUUUGUUUUAAUCCAUUGCGGAACUAGAAAAUUGUUCUCCGAAGUUCAUCUCAUUCGCUAUAAUUCUUCUUAAGGUAUUAUUUUCUUGGGAGAAUUUUUUUUUCCCUUUCACUGUGCUGUUGCAGAAGGAAAAGAAAAUACACUAUACUGAUGUCAGCCUGUCCUUUUCUGUUGAAUUUUAUAUUUUGUUUCGUGA
Prosopis cineraria is the source of this 1181-nucleotide messenger RNA. RefSeq names its product 26S proteasome non-ATPase regulatory subunit 8 homolog A. The transcript is spliced from 6 exons. Gene Ontology annotation, cellular component: proteasome regulatory particle; cytosol; nucleus. Gene Ontology annotation, biological process: proteasome-mediated ubiquitin-dependent protein catabolic process. The record is from RefSeq and is a predicted model, not a curated record. Bases 111 to 914 code for a protein of 267 amino acids. NCBI's taxonomy places the organism in Eukaryota, Viridiplantae, Streptophyta, Magnoliopsida, Fabales, Fabaceae.